AUGUCGCGUCCUAGGGCCCUGUCAGGCGCUGAUGCCCCGAAAGAACCACAUGCGGUGUCUCUCAAAGCUAGGACAGUCUUACGCUUGUCACGGCCGUCACUUUCGCACCAGUACCCCCUCCCAGCCUCCAACAGCACGAUCUCCACGAAAGCCUCUCUAAGUCACCCGUCCAAUGAUGCCGACGAUCAGUUUACAUUAGCGCCUCUGCUUACAUUGCCCCCCUCCUUCGGCUCCGUCUACGUCGGCGAAACCUUCGCGUGUACCCUCAGCGCAAAUAACGAAAUUGACGACCAUGAUGACGAACGAGUCCUCAAAUCAGUACGCAUUGUUGCGGAAAUGCAAACACCGUCCUCGGUGACGGUCCUCGAACUAGAACCACCCAGCGAUUCGGCCCAAUCUGACGGCCUACACAUCGGUGAGUCGUCACAGAAGAUCGUACGAUUCGAUUUGAAAGAGGAAGGGAAUCACAUCCUGGCUGUUAGUGUCAGUUAUACGGAGACGAAGAUUGGGUCCGACUCGCAGGCAGCCAGUGGCCGGGUCAGGACCUUUCGCAAAUUAUACCAAUUUGUGGCACAGCCCUGUCUGAGUGUACGAACCAAGGCUUCUGAGCUACCACCAUUAGAAGUGGGCAACAAAUCACUCGGACCGUAUGGGAAGACGAAGCUACUUCGAUUUGCCCUGGAGGCACAACUGGAGAACGUAGGAGAUGGCGCAGUGGUAGUUACGCAAACCAAACUUAUCCCCAAGCCACCAUUCCAAUCGAAAUCCCUGAACUGGGACACGAUGAGCCCGACGAUGUCAGUGGCGUCACCACCUACACUUAAUCCGCGCGACGUGCUGCAGGUUGCCUUUGUUGUGGAACAGGAAGAAGGCCGAACCGAGGGCCUCGACGCCCUCCAGAAAGAUUUAAAGCGCGACGGUCGUGCCACGCUGGGCCAGCUGUCGAUCGAAUGGCGCGGCGCCAUGGGGGACAAGGGGUUCCUCACCACGGGUAACCUCAUGAGCCGGAAACGCGGCUGA
Molecule: messenger RNA, 1020 nt
Organism: Penicillium nucicola
Lineage: Eukaryota; Fungi; Ascomycota; Eurotiomycetes; Eurotiales; Aspergillaceae
Product: trafficking protein particle complex subunit 13
Exons: 5
Coding region: 1-1020 (339 amino acids)
Cellular component (GO): TRAPPIII protein complex
Source: RefSeq, a predicted model, not a curated record